This is a messenger RNA of Misgurnus anguillicaudatus (oriental weatherfish), 1595 nucleotides long. It is a transcript of the gene ldb3b, whose product is annotated as LIM domain binding 3b. Gene Ontology annotation, molecular function: actin binding; muscle alpha-actinin binding. The record is from RefSeq and is a predicted model, not a curated record. Gene Ontology annotation, cellular component: adherens junction; filamentous actin; stress fiber. NCBI's taxonomy places the organism in Eukaryota, Metazoa, Chordata, Actinopteri, Cypriniformes, Cobitidae. Gene Ontology annotation, biological process: muscle structure development; actin cytoskeleton organization; heart development.
CUGCAGAGAGAUCUAUUCUUAGGCUGUCUGUCCAGGCCAUCCGAGCAGGCAAGAACUCUUCUCCUUAUGCUUUUUAAUUGACUGAAAAAUCUGUGUAAACAGCAGUGGGCUUGAAUUCUUUGUUGCGUUAAAGUCUGAUCAAUUGUGUGAAGCUUCUCGGUGCCUGCGCGUACCCGGGGGUUUGGUCAUCCCGACUGCAGGGAAGAAUUAAGGAAGUAAUUGAUCCAAAAAGAAGAUUGUCUUCAAAAUGAACAAUUACACAGUAACUCUGAGUGGACCUGCACCAUGGGGAUUCAGGCUGCAGGGAGGCAAAGAUUUCAACAUGCCCCUGACCAUCUCUCGGAUCUUACCAGGCAGCAAGGCGGCAAAUGGAAGCCUCAAUCAGGGUGACAUCAUUACAGCAAUUGAUGGAGUCAGCACUGAGGGCUUGACCCAUCUGGAGGCCCAGAACAAGAUCAAGUCUGCCAUCUCUAAACUCAGCCUCAGCAUGCAGAGGUCGAGACGUCCCGCUCCUGUACCCACAGCCACUCCGAGAAUGGACUCACCCAUGCCAAUUAUCCCUCACCAGAAGGUCAUUGCCAACACACCUGCCAACCAAGAGUACGUUCCCAAUUUCAACCCCAUCGCACUGAAGGACUCAGCAUUGUCCACUCACAAGCCUAUCGAGGUUAAGGGCCCCGGGGGAAAGGCUACUAUCAUUCAUGCCCAGUACAACACUCCUAUUAGCAUGUACUCUCAGGAUGCCAUUAUGGAUGCCAUUGCUGGUCAGGCCCAAGCCAGAGGAAAUGAAGAAACCGCUGGAUCUCCCCUGUCUUCACUUCCUGUGAAGGACCCUCUUGUGGACAGUGCUUCUCCUGUUUACCAGGCUGUGAUCAAACCUGAUAAGGAUCUUGAGAUGUCCGAGUGGGCCCGGCGUGCUGCAAACCUGCAGUCCAAGUCCUUCCGCAUCCUUGCUCACAUCACAGGAACGGAAUAUAUGCAAGAUCCAGAUGAGGAGGCUCUUAGAAAAUCAAGGGAGAAAUUUGAAUCAGAGGUAAAAGGCCCACGGUUCGCCAAACUGAAAAACUGGCACAAUGGUCUGUCUGCACAGAUCCUUAACAUCCAAGGGUAAAUCCCGGCUGAUGUUACUGGAUAGAGGUUACUGAGGAGAUAACAGUCAAGAAGAAAAGGGGAAUGCAAAGUCAGGGUGUGAUAGGCCGAGAGGAGGAUUCUAGUGACUGGAAUGCGAGUUAGAGUUAUAAACUAGCCUGUAAGUUAAUAAACUGAAAGCUUUGUGUUUGAUGUUCAUACGUCUGUUUAUUUAAUGUAACUUUCUGCCACUGAAACGUAGUGCGUAGUUCUCAGUUGUCUUUUUUCUUUUCAUUCUUCAUUCUUCUUUUUUCAUUCUUUUUUCUCUUUUGGCUGCUCUGUUUAUCCUAAAUUAUUGCUGAGUAACAAAUUGCCUAAAUUAAUUGCUUAUGUACAAAACUGAACCUGAGAAAAAUGAUAAGAUAUAUGUACCACAUCCACCGCCAUGCACCACAGCAUACACUGAAAGAAAACCAAAUGUACUGUUGUUCAUGUGAAUAAAAUAUUAUUCAUUUUAACCAAAUAAA